AAAAACACAGUGCUAGGACGCGGAGCUGGAGCAGUCUCCCUCGCUGUCAGCGGCAUCUUCGUUGUUUUCGCCGGGUGCCGAUGGCAGAGAGGAUGGUCCAGCCGGAGAGUAGCCGUUGUCUCGAAUGACAACAAUGCCCCGUACCCUCGGAGGUUCCCGAAUGUGCGACUGAUGACCAAGUGAGGCGAAAGUAAGAAAGGAAAACACAUCAUGUUGCUGUAACUCAAGGGCUGUGUGGCUAGAAGUGGCGCGGGGCGGCGCAGGAAGGAAUUCGCCACAGAUCAUUUUGGUUGACUUUUUGAAAGCUCGCCAACAUGGGCAACACAGCCACCAAGUUCAGAAAGGCUCUAGUGAGUGGAGAUGAGGUCCUGGCCUGGCAGCUGUACGAGGGCAACCCCCAGUUCAGAGAUGGUUUCGAUCCCAAUGUGUCCUAUGGAGAGCAAUACCAGCACAACACAGCACUCCACUAUGUAUGCCGCCACGCUAUGACUCGUCUACUCAGGUCCUUCUUGUUCAGUAAAGAAGGGAAUCCAAACAAGCGAAAUGUCCACAAUGAGACGUGUCUUCAUGUGCUGUGCCAAGGACCUCAGAUCCUUUUGCUGCCGGAGGGGGCGCUCUCACCACGACUGGCCCAUCCAUACAGGGAUGAGCAGCGGCGUGCAGACUGUCUGCAGAUGAUUCUGAGCUGGUCGGGAGCCAGACUGGAGGGAGGCCAGUAUGAGAAGGCAAAUGUGAACUCUACUGACAACCACCACAGCACUUGUCUGCAUUACGCUGCUGCUGCUGGCAUGAAGAGCUGUGUGGAGCUUCUAAUCCAGAGCGAGGCAGAUCUUUUUGUAGAGGACGAGGACAAGCUGACGCCAUGUGACCACGCUGAGCGGCAUCACCACACUGAGCUGGCCCUCAGCCUUGAGUCGCAGAUGGUUUUCUCUUCGUCCACAACACAGCAUUCAAACGUGGACGUUCAUGGAGAAACCAGUCUUAUGCAGUUCAAAGAGCCUUAUGAAGGACUGAAGCUUCAGGACCUGCGCAGGCUGAAGGACAUGCUGAUUGUGGAGACGGCAGACAUGCUGCAAGCACCGCUGUUCACUGCGGAGGCUCUGCUGAGAGCUCACGACUGGGACAGGGAGAAACUGCUGGAAGCUUGGAUGUCAGAUGCUGAGGGCUGCUGCCAGCGAUCUGGCGUCACCAUGCCCACCCCGCCACCUAGUGGCUACAACGCCUGGGACACCCUGCCCUCACCCCGAACUCCCAGGACCCCUCGCUCACCCUUGACUCUUACCCUCACCUCCCCCACGGACAGCUGCUUGACACCUGGAGAAGAGGGAUUAGCUACAUGUGGAAUCUGCAUGUGCUCCAUCUCUGUCUUCGAGGACCCGGUGGACAUGUCCUGUGGCCACGAGUUCUGCCGAGGCUGCUGGGAGGGUUUCCUAAAUGUGAAAAUCCAGGAGGGUGAUGCCCACAAUAUCUUCUGCCCAGCGUAUGAGUGCUAUCAGCUGGUGCCUGUGCAUGUGAUUGAGAGCGUCGUUUCCAAAGAGAUGGACCAGAGGUAUCUGCAAUUUGACAUCAAGGCUUUUGUAGAAAACAAUCCGGCCAUCCGUUGGUGUCCAGCAGCACGCUGUGAGCGGGCAGUGCGACUCACCAGACCGGGACCGGGAGACAACGACCCACAUAGCCUCCCACUCCUCCCCUCUCCAGCUGUCGACUGUGGGAGGGGCCACCUCUUCUGCUGGGAGUGCCUUGGAGAGGCCCAUGAGCCAUGUGACUGUCAGAUGUGGAGGAACUGGCUCCAGAAGGUGACUGAGAUGAAACCCGAGGAGUUGGCUGGUGUGAGUGAGGCCUAUGAAGAUGCUGCUAACUGUCUGUGGCUGCUGACCAACUCCAAACCGUGUGCCAACUGCAAGUCUCCCAUUCAAAAGAAUGAGGGCUGCAACCACAUGCAGUGUGCCAAGUGUAAGUACGACUUUUGCUGGAUCUGUCUGGAGGAGUGGAAGAAGCACAGCUCUUCCACUGGAGGUUACUAUCGUUGCACUCGCUACGAGGUGAUCCAGCAGCUGGAGGAGCAGUCCAAGGAGAUGACUGUGGAGGCGGAGAAGAAGCACAAAAGUUUCCAGGAGCUGGACCGCUUCAUGCACUACUACACUCGCUUCAAGAAUCAUGAACACAGUUAUAAGUUGGAGCAGAAACUGUUGAAAACGGCGAAGGAGAAGAUGGAGCAGCUGAGCAAAGCUUUUAUUUGCCGUGAGGGAACUCUUCCAGACACGCGGUUCAUCGAGGACGGUGUGAGCGAGCUGCUGAAGACACGGCGUGUGCUAAAGUGCUCUUAUCCGUACGGCUUCUUCCUGCAGCAGGGCAGCACUCAGAAGGAGAUCUUUGAGCUCAUGCAGACCGACCUAGAGAUGGUGGUGGAGGACCUGGCCCAAAAGGUCAACCGACCGUACCUGAGGACUCCACGCCACAAGAUCAUGAGCGCGGCCCGUUUGGUGCAGCAGAAGAGACAGGAGUUUCUGGCUUCUGUGGCCCGAGGUGUCGCUCCAAACGACUCCCCUGAACCUCCACGUCGAAAUUAUGCCGGGGGCUCGUGGGACUGGGAGUAUCUGGGCUUUGCCUCUCCCGAGAUGGGGAGCCGCCACUCGGUGUUGGGGACUGGUGAUCAGAGGGAGCGCCUCUCACAGGAUUAUGCUGACAUCCAGUACCGACGCAGACACCGGCCACGGCGCAGAGGGGACAUGCUGAGUCUGCACAACCUCAGGAGCAGCAGCAACACGCCGGAGAGCAGCAGGCGCAGCAGCAACACAGAAGGUCCGGACAGGAUUGAUGGACGCAGGAGAGGACUUGGAUCUCUGGAUGAUGACGACCCAAAUAUCCUGCUGGCCAUUCAGCUGUCCCUGCAGGAGUCCCGCAGAGAGCGAGGCCUAGACGGAGGUGUGGAGCGAGGGCUUGAGCCCCGGGUGGAUCCGGACAGAGAGCAGGGCAGGCGCACUGCCUCCACUGGAGACCUGGGUGAUGUUUCGCUGCACUCUCUCAGCACAGAUGUUUCUUCUGGGGCCAGUCGCCUUUCUUUCCCCACUUCACAACGAGACCCGCCACGACCCCCCAACAGGACAGACUCAACCAAUCAGCCAUCUUUGUCUAACCCCAUCCCGCUCCCCCCACCUCCUCCCUCCCUCAGCGCGGAGCUGUUGGAGCUCGGAGACAGCCUUAUGAACCUCGGGAGCAUAACCACCACUUAUGACACAGAUGAACAGGAGCAGCGCUGCUCUCGUCAUUCAUACGGCAACCGGGCUCUUUCCAAUCCACUAGAACACGCUCCCGGUGACAGACAUGAGACUGGUGCUCGGACCUACGCGCUUGAUAACACAGCUGCACGCGUGACUGAGGUGGAACAAACUGCUUCCUGUUCUCAUGAACAUUCCCAAAAACCAAAUUCAUACCACUUGGAUCAGGGUCCCGUAUACAACAGAACAGCAGACCCUGACAUCUCUUAUCCCUGUAGCUCUCACCCGACACUUCUGUCCUCUGGCGCUAUAGAACAUUCCACACAGCAAGAGCUUCAGCCUCCGACCCAGUUGUGCCUCCCUCCUUUUGACCUGGAGCCUGAACUUCAGUUCUCACCGGUGAUUCCCCGUGGGGGGCCUUUUACCCCAAAUGACCCCGAGAGCCUGGAGCUUCUGGAUCCGACCACCAGUGCCCAGCUGCUGGACAACAUCAUGGCCUGGUUUAACCACAACAUAAACCCCCAGAACAAUCCCCAGAGCCUGGCUCUCAUACCCUCCCCUUCCACCACAGAGUCUGACUCCUCCCCCGACAAACUCACAGAGAACGAGUCUGAGAGCCAGAACUCCACAGAUGCAGCUGUCUGGCAGCCCCUGGAAGGUCAGUCAGAGGCCUGUGCAGGAUCUGAUGAUCCACUUCCUGGUUUUGAGGGCGCAGAGACCCAGUUCCAACUGGACACUCCUGAGCUGGAGAAUCAAGAGGGUGAUGAGGAAGUAGCCGCCAAAUGUGUGUCUGACCUGGAUGACGCAGACACACACCUCCCAACCAGAGACAGCCCCGCGCACACUGCCAACCCCACAGACCUGGACCUGCAGCUGGAGCAGGACCAGUCACCCGAGGAGGACUGGGAGGAGCAGGUCCACUUGGUGUGAGAGAGGGAGAGGAGCGCGCUGUUGAUGCCGUGCUGGUCUUUGUAUUAUAAUGUAUGUAGAGAGAGGCGGACCACCUCAAGAUGUCAUGAGCUGUUUCAUUCUUUUAUUUACACAUGUGGGACCCCACAGUGGAGGACAAGGCUUUAGGUCCAUUGAAGGAAGUUGUGCAGACGUCAGGUAUAAAACACACAUUUAUCAACUUCAAAUUGGAUAAUUAUAAUAGACUCAGGCUGGUAGAUGGUGUGUCACACUCACACGACAAUGACUUGAACUCGCAUACACAGGGUCAAAGGUCAAGUGAACCGUUGCUUUUGAAGGCUUGACGCAUCAUUGCUUACAGUGAAGCCAUAAUCAGAGAGGUGUUUCAAUCACAUCAUCGACUGAGAUGUGAUUUUAGGAAAUAGUUUUCAACUGUGUUGGCCAUAUUUUAUCUUCAAUGGGCCUAAAUCGCCAUCUUUGGGGAGCUGCUUAUCGUUUUUGCACAAGCCUUUGUUUCUUAUGUUUCAACAAAAAUAGAAGCACAACACUCCUUUUUCAAGCUCACGUUGAAAAACACAUAUAUUUAACACUGUUGUCUUCACCCCAGCCUGCAUCUGUCGGAUCUGUCAAUCUCUAAAUUAUUCUUUUGUAAAAAAAAACAAAUGAGUUCUGCAGAAGUAAAUAAAAGUAAAUAAAAUAAACAUUUAUAUUUUACUAUAAUUCCAUAAACUAGCCUUCUGUACUGCAUUUAGCCUCUGAAUUGUUUCACUCAUUAAACCUUUGCGGUUCAUGCCAGCACCUUGUCAUGUGAGGUGCACAACACUUUAUUAUACAACAAAGCCUGUUUUUAAAAGUCAUUGUAUCACGUCAUACAAAGAAAAUUGAAGGCUUCAUUGCUUUAUGACACAUGGAUCUAGCAUAAAAUGGCUAUCAACGCGCACAUAAAAGAAGUUGCUGUGUGAUUCAGAUUACUAUUCAGAUUACUAUAUACUGAAUUACACACACACCACUUUUCUCUAAGCUUUAUUAUCUGAUCUUGCAACAAACACUCCAUGUAGAAAAUGGGGUCAAAAUGUGGAAAAAAACGAAUGUUGUGCUUUUAUUUUCACAAUUUGUUAGACGUGAAGCGAAUGAAGGGAAGCUGCUGAUCACUAUACUUUUCUGAAUCUUAGUUAUUACCGACUUCUUUUUGGGUUUGGUGCUAAUGUUAGCCAGUGGCACAGCUGCCCGCCCACGAGCCUGUCGACAGCUCCAAGCCAAGCCUCAUGAACGUCACCUGGAGCUUGCUAGCGUACUGUACAAUCAGAGGUUCUGAUUUCGUCUUUGGACCUUCACGCACACCGUGCCUGUGUUAGAGAGCCGACUCACUACUGAAGGACGACCGUCGGCUCGGAGCUCACACUGCGUUUUGCUCUUGUUCCUGUGGCGAGGAAGCGAGAGAUUCUCCGGCCCUCGUCUGCAUAGCGGCGAGCGACGACUGAAUUCCUGCAGAACCUUUAAAUAUGCGCAUUUUGAGGUUCAUAAUGUUAGAUUCUGCUUAAUUUCCAAACUAGUCCACACAUUAUGUUUGCAUUUUUCAAUGCAUCAUUGGUUAUUGGCACCUUUUAAACUUUUUUAAUGAGCUGUUGUAUUCAAGGUCCUUUGAGGUUUUAUGAUUUUAACUUAAAAGCUAAGGUAAAUUACUUUAAAAAAAAUAAUUAAAAAAAGAUAUUUUUUUAAUGUUGAAAUGUAUUUGACUUACACAAGACUGAUGUGCAUCUCUUUCAGAAAAAAAAUGUGGUUGGCUCCUAAAUCUGAAACAAAAGUCAAACUGAGGAAAAGAGUCUUUUAAAUUUCAGCAUAUUUAAAUUGGUUUGUCAGGUAGCUGGAGCGCCUUCUCUGCUGACAGCAGAACGGCCAUGAACCUGCAUUUUAAAUUGUAAAAUGUAAUCGUGUGGAUGAAGCCUAAACUCUACACAUGAUCGUGACUACUUAUUAUUAUAUUUAUUAUUUUUUAUGUUAUAAAAAUGUCAAGAAAUGUUCUCAUUUAGUUGCAUUUGCAGCUUCACACGUUAUUUUACCGUUCAGCAGAUCAAGGUAUUGCGAUAGCUGUUCCACUACUGAUUUCGGGUGCAGUAAAACAUGCUUUUAAUAUAUGUAUUUUGUUUUUAACUUAUUGUUCUUCUUAUGCCUAGAAAACAUUUGUUCAAAUCUGGGUGCCUUUUUUUGCCACACUGUAGAUGUUUGUUUUCUCAGGGUGUUUGUUGAUGCCAUCAUUCUGUAAACUGAACAUUCUUGCUGCACAUGAUUUUCCUCCUUUUACAAACUUGUUUUGGUCUAUUGUUUUGAUUUGUGGAAAAAAAAGGUAAUUUCAAGAGCAAUUGUCCAAAAAAUGUUAUAUUUCUUGCUCUGCAGUGGCGCCUUGCCUCUCACUGAACAUUUCCAGGUCAAAGCUGUUCAAUAUCUGGUAAUUGAAGCGAUGAUUUGAGGUGCUCAUAGUUUGUUUAUUUAAACCGGUGCUGAACUGAACUGAAGUCAUCUUAGAUGUGUGAUGCCAGCUCAGUUGCACGUCAGUGUGCCAUACGGUUAUAAUUUCCCCCAGAGGUGAGUUACUGUGUCAUGGGAAUGAUCCGGUGCCAUAUUGUUGUUUACAUCUGAUGGUAUAAGAACAACCACUCCAAGAACAACAUCAGAGUCCCAACAAAAGAUGGCUGCAACUCUUCUACUUGAUACAUUCCUUGUCGCUCCGUGAGAGAAGUCUGGUGUGAGACUACAACUGUAAAUGAAAGUGAAACGUUUACGCUCAAUGAAUAAA
This is a messenger RNA of Synchiropus splendidus (mandarinfish), 6921 nucleotides long. Its product is annotated as ankyrin repeat and IBR domain-containing protein 1-like. Lineage: Eukaryota; Metazoa; Chordata; Actinopteri; Syngnathiformes; Callionymidae. Gene Ontology annotation, molecular function: zinc ion binding; ubiquitin protein ligase activity; ubiquitin conjugating enzyme binding. The record is from RefSeq and is a predicted model, not a curated record. The coding region runs from base 315 to 4148 and encodes 1277 amino acids. Gene Ontology annotation, cellular component: cytoplasm; ubiquitin ligase complex. The transcript has 21 exons. Gene Ontology annotation, biological process: ubiquitin-dependent protein catabolic process; positive regulation of proteasomal ubiquitin-dependent protein catabolic process; protein polyubiquitination.